Messenger RNA from Labrus bergylta (ballan wrasse), 759 nucleotides. Lineage: Eukaryota; Metazoa; Chordata; Actinopteri; Labriformes; Labridae. The record is from RefSeq and is a predicted model, not a curated record.
UAAAUCUCUCACUUGUUAACAGUUGAGUUUGCAUAAAUGUGUAUUUCCUGAGGAUGGAAUGUUUUUACGAUGUAUUUGUUUAUUUCUGCCCUGUUCGAGUUUCAUAUUGAUUUCUUUGAUUAAAAAAAAAAAGGGCCAUCUGAGAUAUUAAACAAAAAAAAAGUGAAUCAAAAACAUGCUGGUGGAUGUAUGGAAAACCCGACAGGUGUAAUUACUGUCAACCCAUCCACAUUGAGGCCAGUUUUACUCUCCUGUUGAACAGUUUUUCAGUCCUGCUUCUCUGUUUGGAGCCGUCAAUGAUUUAAAAAGUGUUUCAACUGUAUUUGAGUUUUUUAGGGGUUACAUUACUGUUUGAUUUUGACUCUAAUGCUGUUCUGUUGUCUGUCUGUAGGUUAUGGUGGCUUUGACGGCUACAAUGGUUUCAACAACUACUGUUUUGGAAACGGCAUGUUUGAUGAGCGAGUGAGAGGCGAAAGGGGAGGACGAGGCAUGGCCAGCCAAGGUUACAGUGGUCAAGCCGAUGGCUGUUCAGGGUUCCAUAGCGGCCUUGUCCAUAUGAGAGGGUUACCUUUCCGCGCCACAGAGGGAGACGUUGCUAAAUUCUUCUCUCCUUUGAAUCCACUGAGGGUCCACAUCGACGUGGCUCCUAACGGCAAGUCAACAGGAGAAGCAGAUGUGGAAUUUCGCUCCCAUGAAGACGCUGUGGCAGCCAUGUCCAAAGACAAGAACCACAUGCAGCAUCGCUAUAUUGAGUUGUUC